Messenger RNA from Penicillium angulare, 3102 nucleotides. RefSeq names its product exocyst subunit SEC5. Lineage: Eukaryota; Fungi; Ascomycota; Eurotiomycetes; Eurotiales; Aspergillaceae. Gene Ontology annotation, cellular component: exocyst. Gene Ontology annotation, biological process: Golgi to plasma membrane transport; exocytosis. The transcript has 2 exons. The coding region runs from base 1 to 3102 and encodes 1033 amino acids. The record is from RefSeq and is a predicted model, not a curated record.
AUGUCCGACCUUGAUGUUGCCAGACACUACAACCUACCAUCCGAAUAUCCCGAAGAAUGGCCUACAGCACUAGACGAAGAGAAUGCAUCAGAUGAAGAGCCCCUUGAACGGACCAGGUCCCGCCCCCGCAAGUCCCGCUAUUUCGCAUUGGAACGAACACCCAGUGAUUGGCGAAAUGGCUACGGCUCCCGUCGAGGAAAGGAAACAAGGGAGAAUGCGCAGAACGAUGAACCGGAUCCGCUAGGCAGAGGUGAUAGUGUCAUGCGCAUCUUAAAGCAGAAGGGUAUACGACUGGAAGAAGAGAGCGGUAAACGAUCGCGCUUCCUACUUUCGUCCACGUCCUUCUCUCCCGCCCUUUUUCUCUCCCAAGCCCACCACUCCGACUCAAUUGAAUCGCUCAUCGCGGGAUUGGACCAUUUAUCUCACUCCAUUGACCAGAAGUCGGCGUCACUGAAAGUACUGGUGGAGGCAAACUUCGAACGGUUCGUUCGUGCUAAGGCAACCAUUGAUAGUGUCUAUACAGAAAUGAGAGAUCAAGGAGUCGCGAAGGAACAAUCUCUAGCUCCGCGUAGGUCAGGCCAUUUCCGAAGCUUGUCAGGGCAGCGCGGCGUAUCACCUUCUCCGUCAAAUAUCAGCCAAGUUGCUCCUCGCAAGACCGCCCUCGUCAAAGAAAGUGAAUAUGGAUUGAAAGGUAUCCGAGCUCCCCUCGUGGAGGCGUCUGUCAAAGCUGAAGAAGUGUGGGGCCCCGCACUUGGAGGACGUGACCGGGAACAGGUUCUUAAGUCAGUUAUGGAAACAAUGGAAAAACAACGCGAUGUAUACGAGAUUGGAAGUCAUUUGUCCAAGUCCAUUCAGCAGCGUGACUACGAUUCUGUAUUCGAACAAUACACCAAAGCCAGAACAUUAGCAAAUCGGGCGAAGAGUAUUGUGGAGCAGGCCUCCAGCUCCCGUCGGCAACUAUCCGACCAUGAAGCGCAUACUAUCUUGGCUAUGGGACGGAUGUGGUUAGAUGUGGAUGAACAAAUCCACCUUUUCAAGCGCGAACUUUGGAGGCGCCUUAGUGAUGCACCAACAACAUCCACAACAAGCACUGCCACAGGCCCCGUUGAGGAGCAUAUGGAACUGAUCGGAGCCCUCCUUGAAUUAGGCGUUGAUGAUAAUCCCAUUUGGACGUGGCUUCACAGCCGCUAUGAAUUCCUCAAGACAAAGAUAGUUGCCUUUUGUGAGCGCUGCAAGGUCGAAAUUGAGAUUCUGAGACGCAGACUUGCUGCUGAGGAGAAACCUAGCGCUAAAACCGUGGCCUCCUACCUACGCUUAGCGCCUCGUGAUGGUUCAGCAGACGUUCAAGAGCGGCUAGAUACGGAUCACGUCAUUGAGCUUUGGGACUGCAUCAAAACAUAUCUUGACCGUCUUCUCUCCUCCCAGGGUGGCUUGGUGGGUGAGCUACUUGAUUUCUGGGAAGUUGCACAUGCAUUCAUAGAUGGAAGUCGCCAAAGACUUCUUCCUGUUGGGUUUGAGGGCGAGAGCCGUAAGCAUCACAAACUUACUCCUGCCAAUGUGGAAGAGCUUGAGAGAGGCGCUGUGGAACUUGUCAACCUUAUCCGAAAUAAUGUGCUUGCACUUUUCAACGAACCGCCAACAGAGGAUAUCUCUCUGCUCUCUUCUCCCAUUCCGCCGAGCCCUACCACUCCAGUAUCUCAUGGUGUCACCCCAACAGAAUCUCGAUUUAAACUGGAUCCGAAGAACUUGCCGAUACUCGCGCCACAGCGCGGAGAACACUGGGAAGGCUUUGCAUUCUGGCCACCUUUCUCCAACUCCCUGAGUGGUGUUCACUACCUAAGUAAAUUCCUCGUCAUCGUUGGUACAGCAGCCAGUGAGAUGGCAGCUUUACGGCCGGUCAGCACUAGCGGAUCGACUUAUGAUCUGUUGAAGUCUCUGGUGAGCGUUGCCCGUGAAAGAUCUGCCCGGAUUGCAUGCACUGCAUGGAGCAAAGAUGCGGAGGUUUGUAAGAUGCUUGAGGACUGGACUCGUGAUCCUGAGAAACGAGAUCUGACCAAGAUGCCUGGGUUAUUUGUCGGCUUUGAAAGUGCAAUCCUUGGUGGAAUGCAGAAGAUUCUUUAUAUUUCUGAGGCCAUGAGCAAGUCUGGAACCGUUGACGUUGUCACCCAACCGCCAGCGAAGCUACUUCAGAUGGUUCGCACUCAAUUUGUCUCUAGUGUCUAUAAGGCUCUCAGUGGGUUAGUUGAGAAUGCGGAACAUGCAGAACUCUCAGAUGAAGACAACGAGUGGGUUAUUACUCGCCCACUUAUGGCAAGUCAGGCUCUCGACGCUGCUUUGUCGGUGCUGGCUGCCGACUCUGUGAACUCACAGGAUAGAAACGUGAGGAUCCUCCUUACACUUUCAAAUCUCAAAGCCCUCCAAUCCGAAUAUGUGCCGCAAUUAAUCACAAAUUUUGAGGUCUCAUUUUCCGUCAAGUUGACCGAGGAAGGCAAGACGAUCCGGGACGUCUUGAAGCAAAUUGAAGACCGGCUCUUCCAGUCGUACACGACACCAACCAUUGGCCUAUUGACCGAGACAAUUACUACUGGUAUCGAAUCUCCAGAUUGGGUUCCCCAAACUGAUCGCCCUGAUCAAGUUCGCCCUUACGUGUACAAGACUCUGUUGGCUCUUGUUUUAGUACACACUGAGAUCUCAACGACCAUCCCCUCGACUGUAUCUGCAGGUGCUAGCCGCGCAUCACCAAAUUCACCCACCUCACUACUUCACGCUGUGCUUACCCACUUGCUGGUUCAAAUUUCCACAGCUCUGCUUAAUUCUUUCCGGUCUCGAGACAACUUCGCGCUUUCGGCUCUUAUGCAAGCCACACUGGACACCGAAUUCAUCGCCCAAACCUUAUCCCAAUACUCUACUGAGGAAGCAUCUGGAAUCCAGAGCCAGAUCUAUGUGGAAUUGGAUCGUCGCACAACUAAUGAAGCUCGCGCCAAAUUGCAGGCCGACCUGGGCGAGCUAAGAGUCGUACUCAAACGACUUAGAGACCGGACAAAGGGAGAGUUUGCCUGUUUCCGCAAGCCUCGAUCUGGACACAAACACACAUCUACAUAG